Messenger RNA from Oryzias latipes (Japanese medaka), 4288 nucleotides. RefSeq names its product anoctamin 7 (gene ano7). Gene Ontology annotation, cellular component: plasma membrane. Gene Ontology annotation, biological process: calcium activated phospholipid scrambling; chloride transmembrane transport. Gene Ontology annotation, molecular function: protein dimerization activity; chloride channel activity. Lineage: Eukaryota; Metazoa; Chordata; Actinopteri; Beloniformes; Adrianichthyidae. The record is from RefSeq and is a predicted model, not a curated record.
UCAGGUCGCUGGUUCGAUUUCCUGCCAUCCUGUUCAGAGGAGAAUUGGAUGUUUUUUUUCUGCAGGUCUGAGGAAGUCGGACCUCCAAUCCAUGAACUGAGCGAUUGUCUCAUGUCAGGAUGUUUGUGUCUCUGACCAGCAGGUGGCAGCCUCACCUGCAUCACAUUUCAGUGGGCGGGGGGAGAACCAGUGGGCGGGAACGAAGCCUAAAAUUCUGAGCUGCUGCUUCAUUCUGUUCACCUGCAGCUCCUGGAGGUCCAGCUUCUCUGCAGCGGCUCACAGAACAAAGUAGAUGUGCAAGGAUGAGGGAGAAGGAGGACAGAAACACACUUAUCGCCAUGGAAACGAGUCCUGCUAGCAGCUAUGGCAGCAUUAGCGGUUUACCUAAUGCACCAGUGUGUGACAGGAACGUCUUCAGCGACAAAGUGACCCGAGUUGACUUUGUGUUGGUGUGGGAGGAGCCUCACUGCUCUAAUGAGGACAGCUCAGCGGCUGACCCCACCCACGUGCAGUGGAGGGAGGAGUUUUUGAGAAGGCUGGAGGGUGUUGGACUUCUGCAGGAGAAGACGGAGGUCCCCCAGAUGAAGAAGAGGGUCUGCUUUGUCCUCCUCAGCGCUCCAUGGGACGUCCUCUGCUUCUACGCCGAGGAGAUCAGUCUCAGAGUUCCUCUGCAGGUGGUCAGCACUUCAGACGUGAACUGGUCUCAGAAGAUCCUGUCCAGGCUGUCCCUGCCAAACCCCCUGGUCCAGGAUGUGCCCAACCCCCCGCCGGACUUCUACACCUGCCAAUUCAGGACCAAUAAACUGCAGAGGUUUUUGGGGAGCGAAAACCAAGAAACCUUUUUCAAGACCACCCAGAGACACCAGGUGCUGUAUGAGAUCCUGGCCAGGACCCCGUACGGUUCUGUGCGGAAGGGGGAGGUGGGGAUCGACCGGCUGGUGAACGAAGGGGUCUUCACCGCUGCGUACCCACUGCAUGAGGGUGAUUUCCAACUACCCACCCCCCCAGUGGACCCCCAGUCGUUGGGGCUGAGGCAGAUCCUUUAUGCCUACUGGGCUCGGUGGUCCUGCUGGAGACGAUACCAACCUCUAGACCACAUCAGAGAGUACUUUGGGGAGAAAGUUGCUCUGUACUUUGCGUGGAUCGGCGUCUACACUGGCUGGCUGUUACUUUCUGCUCUGGUUGGGACUGUGAUAUUCUUGAUGGGAUUUUGGAUCAUGGCUGUCGAUGUUCCAGCGAAGGAGGUGUGCGACAGCGGAAACACCUUCAUCAUGUGUCCCAUCUGCAACAUCUGCUCCUACUGGAACUAUUCCAACAUCUGUCACACCUACAAGGCGGGUCUGCUGUUCGACAACGCAGGGACAGUCUUUCUCAGCGUCUUCAUGUCUCUGUGGGCUGUCACCUUCCUGGAGUACUGGAAGAGGACUUCCUCUGCUCUGUCCCACCGCUGGGACUGUUCGGACUUCCAGGACAUCGCGGAGCGUCCUCGUCCAGAGUUUACCGCCAUGGCGCCAAUGACCACAAGGAACCCGAUAACUGGAGCAGAAGAGCCGUACUUUCCUGAGAAGAAGAGGCUCAACAGAACCCUGACAGGCUGCAUGGUCAUCGUCCUCAUGGUGUCUGUGGUGCUGAUGUUCCUCAUCGCCAUCAUUCUCUACCGCACCAUCCUCAGCAUCAUCAUCCACAGGUCCAACAACAGCUUCUUCAGCGUCUCUGCUGGGAGGAUUGCCAGUCUAUCCGGAUCAGUGUUGAACCUCCUUCUGAUUCUCCUGUUGUCCAGAGUUUACACCUCCCUGGCCCACCUCCUUACCCGCUGGGAGAUGCAUCGCACUCAGAGCAAAUAUGAAGACAUGUUCAUCCUCAAGGUCUUUGUCUUCCAGUUUGUUAACUUCUACUCCUCUCCAGUUUACAUUGCUUUCUUCAAAGGCAGGUUUGUUGGUUACCCCGGAAACUAUAAGUCUCUGUUUGGAGUUCGCAACGAAGACUGCGGAGCAGGAGGAUGUCUGAUGGAGCUGGCUCAGGAGAUGCUGGUCAUCAUGGUGGGAAAACAGCUGAUCAACAACGUCCAGGAGUUCAUCUCCCCGAAGGUGAUGUCGUGGUGGCAGAGGAUGAAGAUGAGUCCUCAGGUGAAGAAGAAGGGGGAGGAGCUUUCCCCGUGGGAGGCAGACUACCAGCUGCUGGUCUGUGAGGGCCUCUUCGGGGAAUACCUGGAGAUGGUGCUGCAGUUUGGCUUCGUCACCAUCUUCGUGGCGGCGUGUCCUCUGGCUCCUCUCUGCGCUCUCAUCAAUAACUGGCUGGAGAUUCGCUUGGACGCUCAGAAGUUUGUGACUGAAUAUCGCCGCCCGGUGGUGGAACGAGCUCAGGACAUCGGCAUCUGGUUUCCCAUCCUGCAGUUCAUCACACACACGGCGGUCCUCAGCAACGCCUUCCUCAUCGCCUUCACCUCCUCUUUUGUGCCGCGGUUGUACUUCCGCUACACCAAAGACAGCUCACUCAGUGGCUACACCAACUUCACUCUGGCCACAUCGCCACACAGCUUCAACCAGCAGCACCUGAACACAUCAUGCAGGUAUCGGGGCUUCAGGGACGUGAAAGGGGACUUCUUGCCGGAGUACUUCCACCUGCUGGCCAUUCGCCUGGGCUUCAUCAUCAUUUUCGAGCAUGUGGUCUUCUUCGUCGGUUCCCUGAUUGACAUGAUGGUUCCAGACAUUCCUGAGGAGGUGGAGAUGAAGAUGAAGAGGGAGCACUACAUGGCUAAGGAGGCUCUGGCUGAGAACCAGUCUUUGGGGAAGAUCAAGAUUCCAGGUCAGCAGAUUGAUGUUUUGACAGAUGUGCUGCAAAGCUGUGGAUCCAGGUUCUCCUCUCCCCAGAGUGACUGUCCUCCUCUGGAUCAAAGGGAGGUUCCAAAGAACCAGAACCAAAGCGCAGCUACUGAGAAGAAAGACAUCUAACAUGGUUUCUCCUCCUGAGUGAGACUCGGACUAAACCGAGAGUGGAUCCACUAUAGAAGAACUCGAGGAACGUUGGACCUUUAUAGCUCAGAAACUACUGGACCUCAGGAGAAACCUUUAGAUAAAGUCUGCAAAAUACCAAACUUCCUAAGCCUUCUUCAUGAGACCUGCUGCAGCAUCACAGAUUCUUCCUCUCUUCAGUGGAUCUACAGGACGUCAGCCAUCAAGUUGAACAAAAAUAUUCCUCAAAACGUCCCAAGGUUCACCUGAAGGUCUCUGAACUGUUCUCCUCCAAGACCUGCAGACCUGCUGAAUGCCUGAUCCAGAGAUGGAGGAGUCUGCUUUAUGAACAUGGAGGUCUUCAGUUUUCUGAACGGGACAGAAUUCCAAUGAUCGGUCCAUGACAUCCGCCUCCAAAGGACCGUGAAACCUCGACCUUCAGCCGGGUCAACCCAGUAAUCAGAACCAGAAGUACAAGCCCCAAACCAGCUGCAAGGUUUAAUGACCAAAGAGAAGGUGGACAGGUAUCCCAUCUGGCCCGAUCCAAAUCAAUUCAUUUCCGUUUUAUUUCUAUAGCCCAAUGUUACAACAACAGUCGUCUCAAUGGGCUUCAUACCGGUAUGAGAACAUAAAGUCAUGGAGUUCAAAAGGUAAUGGCCAAACUAAGCUAAACUGGCAUCUCUGCCCUUAGACCCUCCUCUGUGAGGAAUAACUCCUAAAAAAACAGAUUCCAGGAAAAAAACGAGGAAACCUCAGGGGUGCCCACAUGAAGGAGGGAUCCUCCCCCAGGACGGACAGGCGAUUUACCAGAACUUUUAGAGAAGAAUUAACUUAUCUAACCCUACAACUACAGAUAUAAAGUCCAGCAGACGAGCUUCAUCCAGAUGGAACUGGGGGACGGCUGGGGGUGCCAGACGAGCCUGAGGGGGGGUCCACAGCCAACUGUAGGAGCAGAGAGGAGGUCCACGGUCAGGGAGUUGAGGCUAUUUAAUCUGAGAGGCUGGUUGUUCCGUUGAGGGGCGUCUUUCUUCGAUGAUGUUACGUUCAUUGGCUCAAACCCUCCAAAGUGCCCAUUGAGAAAGUCCUCUUCCUCCUCAGGAAGGGUCUGUGGAGCUGCUUAGUGUCUUUGAACAGUGUAAACAAAGUAACUCUACAAUGUGCUUUGAACAAAUAAAGUCUGCAACAGUCAUGUGUGAGUGUAUGUGUGAAAUUGUCAUUUUUCCAUCGCACCUUCAUGUCAAUCAAAUAUAUGAUCUCUUUCUACUUCUACACUGAAAUAUUUUAAACAUAUGAAAGUAUUAAAUAAUGUCUGAAUUAAUAAAGAACCACGGAUGAUU